AUGGCACCCAACGGAACCUCCGAAAUCACAGCCCUUUCUCAGCUGAUCGCCUCAGCAGUGCAGGAUAUUGUGAACGAGUACACUAAAGCAGGACAUACAGUACCCUCUUUGCAUUCGACCGAGCAAGGGCCCUUUGAUGCCCCGCAUCUGGUUUCGGAGACACUUUCUAAGGCUGUUCAGAUUGUCGAGGCGGCAUGCGCACAGUUAACCUUUACUGUGACAAACCCCGGGCAUACGAUGACCAACAAAGCAUACGCGUACGAGGAGCCGGCAUGUUUACUUGUAGUAACAAAUGCAAAGAUUGCGGAUUUAUUGUUAGGGAAACCUGAAGGUUUGCAUGUCAAUGAUCUGGCGAGCGCCUCUGGGCUGGAUUCCGGUAAACUGGGUCGUAUACUACGGCUUCUGGCUACAAAACAUGUUUUCGACGAAGUCAAACCGGAUAUUUUCUCCAAUAACCGUUUGAGUAUGCAACUCGUCUCUAACAACCCAGUGUCUAGCUUGGUCGGCACAAUGACAGACGAAUGUUUCAAAGCUGGUGCAUAUCUGGCCGAUACACUCGGAGACCCUAAAGCAGGCCACUCAACAUCAGCCGAUGAUUCUCCCUUUCAACGUGUGCACGGCGUCUCCUUUUUUGGCUUCUACAAAACUCCGAUUGGGAAGAAAGUCAACGAUCGAUUUGCGCAGACUAUGGUUGGAUGGGGUGAGGUCACUGGGAAAUCUAUGCUGCCUAUAGUGUAUGAUUGGGAAAAUGUACCUCAAGACACGGUUAUUUGCGAUGUUGGUGGAGGCAACGGUCAUGCCACUCUUGGCCUCAUAAAGAAAUUUCCGAAAAUCAAGGUUGUACUGCAAGACUUGCCCGCCGUGAUACAACAAGGAAAGGAUCAUUGGGCGACAGAGUGCCCGGAGGCAAUCGAGAACCAGCGCAUUCGAUUUGAAGAGCUUGACUUCUUUUCUGGUCAACCAGUUUCUAACUGUGAUCUGUACUAUCGUUGGUCUACAGAUGAAUUCGUUAUUGAACACGCAGUGAGGGAUUCUAGUGCAAAGACAGAGGCAAAAGAUGAGGCGCCGGAACCCCUUUUGGCGAACUACGGGGUUUCUCGAAUCCGGAAAUACAACCAAGACUUGAAUAUGAUGAUUUUGCAUAACGCACAGGAGCGUACACUGCAAGAAUUUAUCACUCUUGGGGUCCAUUCAGGAUUCAAGUUUGAGAAAUUAUGGGAUUCGGGGGAGGCAGGGUUGAUUGAAUUUAUCCCUGUGUGA
This is a messenger RNA of Psilocybe cubensis, 1260 nucleotides long. RefSeq lists its product as uncharacterized. NCBI's taxonomy places the organism in Eukaryota, Fungi, Basidiomycota, Agaricomycetes, Agaricales, Agrocybaceae. The record is from RefSeq and is a predicted model, not a curated record. The coding region runs from base 1 to 1260 and encodes 419 amino acids. The transcript is spliced from 12 exons. Gene Ontology annotation, molecular function: O-methyltransferase activity.